AACAGCGUAACUAUUAAGAUUUCGUAAAAAUUAUUUUUCAAAACUCAUCAACCGGUGGUGGCAGUGCGCCAUUGUGAAAUUUGCCAUUGAAAAUUCGAGUUUGUAGUCAAAAAAAUACCCUUCGGUAAUUACUAGGUGUUUGAAACUUGUUAUGGAGAUCUCAAAGUGCUUUUUUCUAUAGUUUUAUCGUUUGUAUAUUAUUAAAUACGUCAGAGUAGUGGGUAGAUUGCCUAUAAUGACGGGAGCUGAAGACUAUCUCAAAGAAAUUAUUAGACUGCAACUGAAGAAGCCCAGAAAUUGGAAUUGGGAACUGUCAACUUCGAGAUCUUCGCCACAUAUUAGUUUACCAACGAUUCAGCUUUAUAACUCUAAAGGGAAACUUCUUGUUGAAACCAAAGAUGAUGGUUCCAGUUCAAGACAAAGUUGGAAAAGCUCGGAUACUAAAGCUGAUAGAACUCAAAUACAUAUACAAAAAUGCAGAAGCGAGAAUCUUGAACAGAAACUGGCAAAAAUCAGUGAGUUUGAAUCAAAUCGUUUAAAAAACAAGUAUGUCAAAAGAUGUCGCAGCGAUACCUUAACUGACUCAGUACUAUUACCUAGUAGAAGAAAAAAUAGGUCUAGUGAAGCUGUAAUUAGUAGUGACAGAAGUAGAAACAAAGAUAAAGGAGUCUUAGAUGAAGUACCUGUUGACAGGCCAUCAACACAAAGAACUCUAAAUGAGAGACUCAGAGAUAUAGAGCAGAGAAGACUGUACGGACUGCAAAAAUCAAAAAGCGAUGUAAUAGACAUUCAAGUUAAAUCAAAACCAUCUCAACACGUUCAAAGACCUUACCACCGAAGAACUGGUAGUGACGAUUUAUUCCAGAAGUCCUGGCACAAAUACAACAUAAAAGAAAGCCUGAAAAGAGCAGAAAAAGAUGGUUACAAGAAUUUUCUGGAUACCACGCCUUACCGGGCAUGUUCCGUGGAUAGAUCUAGCGAUAGAAACAGAAAAAAGCCUGUUCCAGGAUAUCUGGAAACAGCUGAGACAGUUUUUUGCAACAACAAACCUCAAAAUUUCGAGAUCAAGGACGUAGAAAAACCAAAAAGGUACAGACUGAGACAGAGUAGAGCGGGUAUCUUGGUGAUCAGUGACGAGAGCUUCAGUUCGAGUCACAGAAAAAGGUGUCACGGUGACCUGGGCGAUUGUAGGGAAGACAGUGGUGACGUAAUUAUAGAAGGAGAUCUGACAAGUUCCGUAGAAGAUUUGAACGAGCUAAGAAAAAGGCCAAUCCCGGACCACGGACGACCGUUCAGGCAGGCCAGCGAUCCGGCAGGUGUUUGGACAGCGCGAUUGCCGACGAAUCGAUACGGUAUCGGACCUAGGACGAUGACGUCGACGUGUCCCGAUGACGUCAGAGCCAUCGCCGGACGAGGGCAGUCCUGCAGUUACAAAACUCCUGGUUCUGAGACGCAACUAUUCUAUUCCAAAAGUGAUGUAUUUCCAUUCCAUCAUCUUACCAAAGACUGCAACUAUCCAGAAGAGAAGAAAUACAGAGAUCUUCCUGUCGAGAUGGAUGCCAAUUGCAACUAUACAGUUCAGGAGCCUCUUACAACCCCUAAUAGUGAGAGUGGUAAGGAUAUAGCUGAAGAAAUAUCGAAAAGAAGAAGAAGAAGAAUUGGAAGGAGAUAUACUGAUGGAUCUACUUCGUCUAGCACAGCUUUGGAUGAGAUUCAGACAGGACCCUUGGUACGGUCUCCAAGAACUCAGGAAACUAGCGAGCGCGACCUGUUGCGACUAGUACGACGUCUCUCCACCUCCACGCCCUCCAAAACCGACUCGAGUGCCAAGGAUCCUGAAGAAGGGCGGAAUUUCGACGUAGACACGCGAAACGUCGACAGGCGCCAUGUGAGGGCCGGCGUGAUGGGCGCUAACGUCAGUCGGCACUCGACAAAGGACUUUCAGGUCGAAGAUCACAAUCAAGUGGUAGUAUUUGUAACGGAAAGGGCAGACACCAGGGUGACGGUAGCGGAAAAGGUAGCGGAGGUAGUUUGCCCAGUUAUUUGGACGAUAGGGAAUCGUCCUCUUGCAACAACAAUUACGGGGAUGAUGCAGAGAAAUCUUCACUGGACGAGGUCGAGAGGAUCCCACCUUUGGGAGAUGGAGCCCCCCUGCACUGGAAAUUCUCCGAUGCUCAGACAGCUCUGUGUCAGGAUCAGGGUUAUGGUUCUGAGCGAUCUCCUGAGGAGGAAUAUCCGCCCCCUUUGCCAGACCACGAGCUCAACCAAUGCCACCACCACUUGGAGCCGCAUUCUUGUUACCCUUUCAUUACCCCAGAGAGUACUUUUUCUGUCAAACUGGCCAAAGGCACGCGAGGUCUAGGCCUCAGCGUGACAGGCGGCGUGGACAGCGCCGGCUCUUGGCCGGGAUUGGUCAGAAUCAAGAGGCUGUUUCCCCACCAACCGGCCUCGUCCUGCGGCCUGCUCAACGUGGGAGACCUUCUGCUGGAGGCCAA
Messenger RNA from Sitophilus oryzae (rice weevil), 2495 nucleotides. RefSeq lists its product as uncharacterized. Gene Ontology annotation, molecular function: protein binding. The transcript is spliced from 13 exons. The record is from RefSeq and is a predicted model, not a curated record. The coding region runs from base 236 to 2362 and encodes 708 amino acids. NCBI's taxonomy places the organism in Eukaryota, Metazoa, Arthropoda, Insecta, Coleoptera, Curculionidae.